This is a messenger RNA of Thlaspi arvense, 780 nucleotides long. The record is from the annotation of a GenBank genome assembly. Lineage: Eukaryota; Viridiplantae; Streptophyta; Magnoliopsida; Brassicales; Brassicaceae.
AUGCAUAUAUGCUUUUAUUUCUGCAACAGAGAGUGUAAAUUACCCAAAAUGUGUGCACUUGUCCCUCCAUUGUUUCCAAAUUUCGGGUGGCCUUGCGGAGAUCAUAGCUUAUAUGAAAACGACGACUUAGCCAAUACGUUUGUUGAUUUUCCGUUGCCGGAGUUGGAGGUGGCUCAUCAGAAUGUGUCGUCGGAGAGAAAUAGCGUAUACGAGUUAAAGAAUCCCGUUGUGAUGAAGAAGCUUAAUCACAAUGCGAGUGAGCGUGAUCGUCGCAAAAAGAUCAACGCAAUGUUCUCAUCACUUCGUUCUUGUCUUCCGGCCACCGAUCAAUCGAAGAAGUUAAGCGUUUCCGCAACAGUUUCACAGGCAUUGAAGUACAUACCAGAACUGCAAGAGAAAGUUAAGAAGCUCAUAAAGAAAAAAGAAGAACUCUCGUUCCAAAUCUCGGGCCAAAGAAAUCUCAUUAACACCGACCAAAACGGUAAGCCAGAGAAAGGGGUCACAAGUUAUGCAUCGACAGUUUCUACUACUAGGCUCGGUGAGACUGAAGUAAUGGUCCAAAUUUCAUCAUUAAAGACUGAGAAGUGUUCGUUUGGGAAUGUGUUAAGUGGCGUAGAAGAAGAUGGGUUGGUUCUUGUGGAUGCUUCAUCUUCAAAGUCUCAAGGAGAGAGACUCUUUUACACUUUGCAUCUUCACCUGGAUAAUUGCAAGCUGAAUUGCGAAGAGUUAAGUGAUAGGCUGUUGUAUUUGUACGAGAAAUGUGGAAACUCGUUUACAUGA